Molecule: messenger RNA, 2155 nt
Organism: Gossypium raimondii (Peruvian cotton)
Lineage: Eukaryota; Viridiplantae; Streptophyta; Magnoliopsida; Malvales; Malvaceae
Product: galacturonosyltransferase 8
Exons: 3
Coding region: 173-1882 (569 amino acids)
Molecular function (GO): polygalacturonate 4-alpha-galacturonosyltransferase activity
Source: RefSeq, a predicted model, not a curated record
CACACCCCUUAUCAUAAUCUCUCUAACAUCAGAAAGCGAAAGUCUCCCAAGCUUAGAACCCAAAAUCCAACAAAAACAAAAAUCAGUGAGUGAAGAGAGAGUGGCGCUUGUGUUUUGGCAUCAUCUUUCCAUUGUUUUUAAUCGUUUGAUGCGUCGGUGAUUGAUCGGAAAGAUGGCGAUUCACCGUACAGCAAGAAACAGCGGCGUCGGCGUCGGAGGAGCAGGGGCGACGAUCGGAGGUUUUGGAUUUACAGUUAGAUUAUUGGCUUCUGCAAUUACGGUUGCAAUUUGUUUCUUCUUUGCUCUUUCUUUCUUCUUCAUUUACCACUCUCACUCUCCUCAUCUUCAAACAAACCUUGGUUUCUCAACUGAUUCCUAUGGAAUCGGAUCCACGAGGAGGUCCGUUUUGGCACUUAAAUCGGAUCCGCUCAAGCCUCGACUGGAUCAGAUCCGGAAACAAGCCGACGAUCACCGUUCUCUUGUCCUCGCUUACGCGUCUUACGCUCGGAAAUUGAAGCUUGAAAACUCGAAGCUCGUUAGGGUUUUCGCCGAUCUAUCGCGGAAUUACUCGGAUCUCAUUAACAAACCAUCUUAUCGGGCUCUGUUUGAAACUGAUUCACUGUCCAUCGAUGAGUCGGUGCUCCGGCAAUUCGAGAAAGAAGUGAAAGAGCGAAUCAAGGCUACGCGCCAAAUGAUUUCGGAAGCCAAGGAAUCUUUUGAUAACCAACUCAAGAUCCAGAAAUUGAAAGAUACGAUCUUCGCUGUCAACGAGCAGCUGACAAAAGCGAAAAAGCAAGGUGCGUUUUCCAGCCUCAUCGCGGCCAAAUCAAUCCCUAAGAGCUUACAUUGUUUGGCAAUGAGGUUGAUGGAGGAACGUAUCGCGCAUCCAGAGAAGUAUACCGAUGAAGGGAAGCCAACUCCUCCUGAGUUUGAGGACCCUAAGCUUUAUCAUUAUGCGAUUUUUUCGGAUAACGUACUUGCAGCAUCAGUGGUGGUGAAUUCCGCCACGAAGAACGCGAAAGAGCCCUGGAAACACGUUUUCCAUGUAGUGACUGAUAAGAUGAAUCUUGGAGCAAUGCAGGUUAUGUUCAAAUUGAAAGAUUACAAUGGAGCACACAUUGAAGUUAAAGCAGUUGAGGAUUAUAAGUUUUUGAAUUCUUCUUAUGUCCCAGUGUUGAGACAGUUAGAAUCCGCAAAUUUGCAGAAGUUUUACUUUGAGAACACGCUCGAAAAUGCCACGAAAGAUACUACUAACAUGAAGUUUAGGAACCCAAAGUAUUUGUCAAUUUUGAAUCACUUGAGGUUUUAUUUACCAGAGAUGUAUCCCACACUGCAUAGGAUACUGUUUUUGGACGAUGAUAUUGUUGUGCAAAAGGAUUUGACAGGGUUGUGGAAGAUUGAUAUGGAUGGGAAAGUGAAUGGGGCGGUGGAGACUUGCUUUGGGUCUUUCCAUAGGUACGCGCAGUAUAUGAAUUUCUCGCAUCCUUUGAUCAAACAGAAGUUUAAUCCCAAGGCGUGUGCUUGGGCUUAUGGGAUGAAUUUCUUCGAUUUGGACGCUUGGAGGAGGGAAAAAUGUACUGAGGAAUAUCAUUACUGGCAGAAUCUGAAUGAAAACCGGACCUUGUGGAAAUUAGGAACUUUGCCUCCCGGUUUAAUCACAUUUUAUUCCACGACGAAACCACUAAACAAGUCUUGGCAUGUACUCGGACUCGGUUAUAACCCAAGCAUUAGCAUGGACGAGAUCAGCAAUGCCGCGGUGGUGCACUUCAACGGGAACAUGAAACCAUGGCUUGAUAUCGCCAUGAACCAGUUCAAACCUCUUUGGACCAAAUACGUGGACUAUGAUCUGGAGUUUGUCCAGGCCUGCAAUUUCGGUGUUUAAAUAAAACAUCAUCAUUGAAGGUUCUGCACUGGUAAAUGCUGCAAAAUCUAGUUUUUGUUACAGCAAGAGUUUCCACCAUACCAUCUGCAUUAUUAUUUUUUCUUGCACGUUAAAAUUCAAGUGUCUCUAAUUCUGCGUGGAAGAAAAUUAGCAUCUUUAUUCUUAGUAUAGAAUACUUUUUCAUUUUUAGAAUUUCUUGGUUUAUAAAUUAUUCUGCAAAUGUUGAAAUUAUCCUGCAAUGAUAAAAAAUGAUGAAGAGAGUUUUUUUGUUCA